Messenger RNA from Myzus persicae (green peach aphid), 2084 nucleotides. RefSeq lists its product as uncharacterized. Gene Ontology annotation, cellular component: membrane. NCBI's taxonomy places the organism in Eukaryota, Metazoa, Arthropoda, Insecta, Hemiptera, Aphididae. The transcript has 8 exons. The coding region runs from base 281 to 1804 and encodes 507 amino acids. Gene Ontology annotation, molecular function: transmembrane transporter activity. The record is from RefSeq and is a predicted model, not a curated record. Gene Ontology annotation, biological process: transmembrane transport.
UUUUGACAUCUCAUAUACAUGGAAUGGUUUUAUCUGUUCGAAAUUUUAUUCGGCGAGUGUGGUGGGAAAACAACCGAACAAAUAGGUCCAAGUAAUUUAUAUUAAUAUAAAAUAUGAUUUUAUUCGAUCGUACAAUACAGUAUGUUAAAGUAGUUGCAGCAGUGAGUACACUCGUUACACGUCUUCAUGAUCCGUAAUCGGAAAAAUACUUCAGUGACUAAAAAUCACAACCGGGCUAUUUCACAGAUUUUCUAGAGCUGUGGAAAAAUCCUACGGUACAAUGGAAACGAACGAACAAGUAAAAAGUUUCACUCCGGAAGACGAAGACGGUAACAGUUGGCGAGGAAUGGGGUUCGGUUCCAAAGUGAAAUAUGUCUGCCGAAACAUCACCGUGGAACCGCUGCUGGCGUUUUUUCAGGUGUCAUCCGUGUUAUCGAGUUUGACCACACAGAACCUCAACCUGCAAAAGGCGUGUAGGGUAAACCUACGGAUGGACGAUGACGUCUGUCACGGAUUAGAAAACAAAAACAUGUCGUUCUACGCCCAUCAAGAAGUCCAAGUGCAGCAGCUGGUCGCGGACAUGCUCAUAUGGCAAACGAUGAUCCAAAGCAGCAUACCGUGUAUACUGGUCAUAUUCAUCGGGUCGUGGAGCGAUCGAAACAGGAAACGCAAACCGUGUAUGCUCGUCCCAGUUAUAGGUGAGAUCGUCAGGAACUUCGGCUUGUUACUUUGCGUGUUCUAUUUCGACGAGCUGAGGAUGGAGGUGGCAGGUCUAGUGGAAUCGAUACCCACGUCCAUGGCUGGUGGACUUACCGUUCUGUAUCUGGCCGCAUUUUCUUACAUGGGAGACAUAAGCUCCAUGAAAAACCGAACUCUCAGGGUAGGUUUGAUGAAUUUAUUCUUCGGUGUGGCUUGGCCAGUCGGUGCGGCACUUUCCGGUGUUUUGUAUCAAAAACUAGGAUUCUUUGGAGUGUACUAUAUUUCUACAGCGUUGUACGUGAUAGCAUUUAUCUAUGGCUCAGUCAACAUCAAAGAACAUCCUGGAUCGUUGGAACUAAAAAAUCCCACGCAGAGGUCCAAAUCUUUCAUGUAUCUCGUGGUCGAUUUUUUCAAUCUGAAACAUAUCAAAGAAGCAUUUCACGCAACGUUCAAAAAAGGCCCACGAAGAAGAUGGACAAAAAUCAUUAUGCUGAUGUUCACAAUAGUUGUAAUCCAAGGGCCUUCACAUGGAGAAUCUGGAAUUGCUUACUUUUACACUCGAGUCCGUUUCAAUUGGAAUGAAUUGGACUACAGUUUAUUCUCGACGUUCUUAUUUAUGACAAACAUUGUAGGUGUUGGAUUCUCAAUAGGAGUUUUAAGCCACUUAUUAAAACUAGACGACGCACUCAUUGGAGUAAUCGCUUGCAUCAGCAAAGUAUUGGCUGGGUUGGUAUUUGCAUUUGCACCUUCAGAAUUAUAUUUUUAUAUUGGUGCCGUGGUUGACGUAAUGAGCGGUACUACAUAUAUCGUAAUGAGAUCGAUUCUGUCAAAGAUCGUACCUCAUGCUGAACUUGGUCAAGUGUCAGCGAUAAUGGCAGUCAUUGAAACAAUAGUGCCUGUUGUAUAUAAACCUCUAUACAGUGCAAUAUACAGAGCGACUCUGACCACGUUUCCAGGAACAUUUUACGUCAUUAGUUCAAUAAUGCUCACACCAGCCAUAUUUGUAUAUUGGUGGAUGUAUCAUAUAAAUAACCAGGAAGACAAGAAAACAUGUACUGUUGAAGAAAUCAAAUCAAAUGACAACCCUGCUUUCGAAAAUAAUUGAAGACUAUUUAUAAUGUUCUAAAAGUUUGAAUAAAAUUAUUUAAAAAUUUUGUUUUAUUUUUGAUUAUCCAUAGUAAAAUUGUAUAUUGUUUAUAUUAUUAUAAUAAUUUGUUUUAGUUAAAAAGUGUACCAAACUUGGUAUUUUCUAUUUGAUAUAAUUUCCACAUUAGUUUGUAUUAAUUGCAUCUGUUAUCGUAUAUGUACUUACCUUUUAUUAAUAUCUGGAACGAGAAAAUAUUUUAUAUAUUUUUUUUUUAUUUUAUUUUUUUUUUAUUGUUAAA